CUCCCAGACUGGUGGAAGACGGGGCCAGUGUGUCCUCCAACUAAGUACGUGUUCAUUCAUUCCUAGCGUUAUCUUCGUGCAAGGAUCCCGAGAUGUCAAGGAGAACGCGAAGGUUCAGAUUUCCCAUUGCAUCAUUGAACAGAGAAUUAUAGGAAGCAGCAGAGAAAAGAGUACUAAAAAUACCAGAAACCAGAUCCUCUAUAUAAGGCGUUUUUUGCAGGCAAAUCCAAAUCAUGUCGGGCAUGGCAAGCUACUUGCCUCGUGCGACUGGUGGCUUCGUGACUCGUGCUGUAGCUACUUCGUUCGUGAUCGUGUCUCUGUUGCGUCCAUUUCACGAGCUGUGCACAUCACAGGAGCAACUUCCCACCCUGGAAGUUGUCGGCAAAAAAAGUGGUGCGAAAAAAAAGAGUGCGAAGCAAGCCAAAAGUGAAAAAAAGGCGAAAAAGAAACAGAACAAGCAAAAGGAUAGCGGUGGCAAAAAGGCAGCAAGUGCCACCAGUGACGCAGAAAAAUCGAAGAAAGCCACAAACUCAAACGAUCGCCCGAGCAGCACGAAGAAGAUCCCGGAGGCAAUAGAGGAGGAGAAUGAGGACGAUGAGGAGGAUACUAAAUCCUCGGGCGGUAAAAAGAAAUUCCACGAACUAGACGGGGCGCCAAUGGCGGACUUUCCCGCGACGACCAACACAGUGCCGGUGGUAUCAGGCGAAAUCGACUGGGCAGAAUUUUACGAGAAGUACGCCCGACACCACCAGCCGGUGCUGUUCCGGAACGCGAACUUCCGCAACCCCUUCUUGGAGAAGUGGACCGACCAGUACUUUGCAAAGGACAAAAAGAUCGGCAAAAUUGUUGUGAAUGCGGAACGAUCCAAAUCGGAGGUCCGGGGCGGGCCCCGAGCACAGAUGCUGUUCAAGGACUUCAUCAAACGCAAGGACGUGGAGGAUCUGUAUGCCAUCAUCGGCACCGAGGCGGUCCCGGAGUUCGGCCAAAGUCCUGCGGGGCUGAUGAAAGCGUUCGCGGUGAAGGGCCCGAAGGGGAAAAAGGCGAAGGACGGCGCGCCGCCCGAAUUUGUGCUGCACAACCGCAAGAUGCUCGACCUCAAAUCUUCCCAAAGAACCAGAGCCGCCAAAUCUAGUUCAUCGAAAAAGAAGUUAUCUGCGGAGGAGAGGUUGCAGAGCGAUGUGGAAAUCCCCAGAAUGCUGGCUUGCGAGGAAAACCUGUAUCAGUCGAUGACCAUCUGGUUCUCCAGCGGAGGCACCAGCUCCGUGCUGCACCAAGAUGACGCCGACAACUUUCUCAUGCUCCAGGAGGGCAGCAAGCUCGUCACGCUGAUCGACCCCAAGUUUGCCCGCGAAAUUGCGAUCAAGGGGGGCUACUCCAGGAUCAACCAAGAUCGGGUGAACCUGAAAAAGCACCCCAAAUUUUUUCACGUGCCGAAGCAACGGCUGACGAUGUACAAGGGCGACAUUCUCUUCAUUCCCAACGGCUGGUUUCACCAGGUCAAUUCUGGGGGGACCCGCAAUCUGGCGGUCAACGUUUGGUAAGUUGUACUCUUCUAUCUUCACAUGAGAAACUACAAACACAAAGAAACCUUCUGUAAACCGUACUUAAAUGGCCAAGUCCUCACGCAGGACAAAAUUGCUGAUCAUGCAUCAUGACCUUUCUCGAUGCCGCACGUGUGUGUGUCUGUGCGUGUGCCAGUCGUGUUGAAAACCUCUAUAAGGCACUUGUAAUUGUAUCGACAAGGUGGAGUCGGCAGGAUGAUUUUCAUUGGGCGGAGAACCUGGACACCAUCCCGGACCUCUCCAAAACGCGGCCGAAGGCUAGCCUGCCGACGAACGAGACGGUUUGCACGCCGCUGCCACCGAGGGAGGACGGUAGUCGCAUUAUGCAUUGCAAAAAUGUCUGGGUCUGGAAGAUUCCGAGACUUGUCAUGCAGUUUUUCCAAGCUCCGCCAAGUCUGGAAUGCAGGGCCUGGCAUCACAGGUUCUGGAGCCCCUUGGUGAUGCCUAUUCUGCAUGAGAAAUGCCCUCUCAGAAUGGCCAGAAAUGGGGACCUUUUGAAAGUCACGCAACACAGAUUUUUGUAUGAUCCGCAACACGCAUCACAAGUUCGCAUCCUUCCAGACCCAGACAUUUUUGCAAUCCAUACGCAUGGUGUUUCACGAUGUGACCUUUUUCGACGAGGGGGUCUUGGGGAGCUAUCAAAUGUAAAAAUGUCUGGGUCUGGAAGAUUGGAACUUGUGAUGCUAACCUUGGACUCUAGAAAAAUCUGUAUUGCAUGACCAGCAAGACGAGGAGUCUACUUUGUGCUACGCGGGGAGGGCAUUUGUCAUGCGGAGUAGCCAUCAGGAAGCCAGCGCAAAAUCUGUGAUGCGCGGUCGUGCAUUACAGACAUCCUGGGUCAUGCAAAACAUGCAUGACAUUUCUCAGAAUCUUCCAGACCCAGACACUUUUACAUUUGAUAGUAGCGUGCGCGAACUGAUGAAGAGGCGGUACCAGAUAUGCACUGCACAAGUAUCGUAGUAGUAUAAAUCGCAUGACAGAUUUCCUCAUCAUGAGAAGUGGAAUUUCUAAUGCGCAUUUAGCUUGAGAAGGAAAUUUGUAAUGCAUCAAUGCGAUAUAGUACGAAUGCGGUACUUUUGCACAGGAUACCAGAAACGGUACAACUACAACAUGCGCGAAAUUUAUGAGGAAACUGUGGUAGCCUGUGCAACUACUGUAUCGUAUUUGUAGUAAUCGCAAUCAUGCAUUACAAUUCUCUAUUCCAAGGUGAAACAGCAUGACAAAUUCUAUUUCUCAUGCGGGCCGAAUUUGUAAUGCGAUUUCUACUAGUGCGAUGCUUUUGCAAUGCAUACGUGGCGCGACGAACGGAUCUGGAUCGGGACUCAGAAGAGGAGGAGGACUUGCGACGUGCGAACGAGCAGUAUAAGAAGGCCCAAAACGGCGACGGCACCGACUCUGAAGCGGAAAGCGACGACGAGGAGGAGCAGCAGAAGCAAGAUGAAGAAAGUUACGAAGAAAAAAGUGGAGAAGCGAGCGUAGACUCGGACGAGGAGCUUUAAUAGGAACAACCGAAAGGUGUUUCUGUUUCUUCAACAAAAUCAGGAGCCGAACAGUCGCAGUAGACGGAGAUAUUGUUAUUGGAAAAGCUGCAACGCAAAUGCGGAAAAACGAAGGGUGGACAAAAGUAGAAUUCCCACAUUUAUUCUAAACUCGAGCUGCAACCCGCAGUACUUCGGUACAAGGGCAGCUCCUGUAGCAGAACCCCUGCCUUCCUAGAAAUUGAGACUCCUGAAACAAUAACGACGGUGCCUCCUCGAUGUCAACAUAAAAGAUUACUUACAAGAAUGUGGAAGGAAUGCCGGAAAAACGGCCACCUUGCG
This is a messenger RNA of Amoebophrya sp. A120, 3382 nucleotides long. The record is from the annotation of a GenBank genome assembly. Lineage: Eukaryota; Dinophyceae; Syndiniales; Amoebophryaceae.